Symbiodinium necroappetens is the source of this 2229-nucleotide messenger RNA. NCBI's taxonomy places the organism in Eukaryota, Dinophyceae, Suessiales, Symbiodiniaceae. The record is from the annotation of a GenBank genome assembly.
AUGGAGCAGCUUGGAUUUCACGACCUCGCUACAGAACUCUGCCGCACGGACAAGCUCGUCGGGCACCUGUCCAACCUCUGGCGUCUUCCUGGGUCUGAUCCCGCCAAUAAGCCACGCCGGCAGGAAAAGUCGUGUUCUGAGCGGCGUCGAGCCAUGACGGACUGCGCUACAUUUCCAGGCCCGGGAUCCGACUCAAUGCUGAAAGGUGCCGUUGGUCCUUCGUCCGACAUGGCGGACACAAGCUUCGCUUUGCCUCGACUCUGCUCAGCGCCACGGCGCCCCGGGCGGUCCGGGCGCCCGGAGACUGCGCGGCCAGCUGCCGAGCGCUUUCACCCAUCGAGCUCCGUUGCAGGUCUGUGCCUAGGAGCUGCUGGAGUCGCCGCACAACGUGGCCGUCGCGUGCUGCAGAGGCGGCGUGACUCGCAGGUUCACCCGCGAUCGCGAAGCAUACUGUCGGCCGGUAUGCUGCCCGAGGGCCCAUUGGUGAAAGAAAAGCGGGGUGCAGGCUCGGGAAGGCUCGGCUAUUCCCAGAAGUAUGCAGAGGAGGACGACGACGAGGAAGAAGGGCCAAUGACAACCAUCCUUGACUUCAACAACACUGAGGAGCGCCUCGAAAGAAUCAAGGAUGUGACACGAACACCUGUCACGCUGCUGACUGGCUUUCUAGGCUCAGGAAAGACCUCACUGCUCAAGCACAUACUCGAGAAUCAAGAGGGUGUCCGAAUCGGAGUUGUCGUCAACGACGUCGCCGCUGUAAACAUUGAUGCUCAGUUGAUCCAGAGGUACGAGAAGCACGGCGCCAUUGAGAUUGCGGAGCUUGCUAAUGGAUGUGUUUGCUGCACAGCAUCUGAUGAUCUGGUGGCAUCAGUACAGGAGCUGGUGAACAGGUGUUACGGAAGGCCGUUCCAUCAUGUGGUGAUCGAAAUGAGCGGUGUGGGUGAGCCAGAAGCCAUCAGGCGGCACUGGGACAUUGGCGUGGAAGUGGGCAUGCCUGCCACUUUGCUCACAGAGAUCAAGCGGACGAUCGCAGUGGUGGAUGCCAGUCUCUUUGGGAACGACUGGAUCGACAGCCGAAAGGCGUCUGCAAGGAACGAGCAAGGCAUGCCGCUGCCACACAAGGGCUUCGAGACGGUUGGCCAGCUUCUAGCUGAGCAGGUCGAAAAAGCAGAUCUCGUGCUGAUGAACAAGAUCGAUCUGGCCAGUGAUGAGGAAGCAAAGACCAGCGAAGAGGUGCUGAGGGCAAUCAAUGGCGAUGCUGAUGUGAUUCGAUGCAGCUAUGGCAAGGUGAGCCCCAUCGAACUGCUCCCAGAGAUCCCUGAGGGGAUCAAGUAUCCCGAGUUCGGACGAGGACGAAACUACCGGUGGGCACAGAACCCUCAAGUUCUGCAGCUUCGUGUCAAGGUUCCUGCCGACGCCAAGUCGAAGGACAUCAACUUUGACAUCGGCCGAACUUGGCUACAGAUAUGGGUGCAGGGCGAGCAGGUGCCUCGACUACAAGGAAAGCUCUUCGGUCGGCUGAAGGGGAUCGAGGAAUGGAUUUGGGAGCUGGAUGGCGAAGGCGAUGAUCGUCACGUCGCGGUGUUUCUGGAGAAGAGCCAGGAGGGCAUGUGGGAGGACAUCUGGCAGAAAGACCUGCCCGAUCAGCCGGCGCAAGAGCACGAGCCCGUGGCGGCGGCAGAGGAUCUCUCGGAGGGCGGCCCCGUGUUGGCCCGCGGAGGCGCCCAUAACGGCCGGGGCAAGCAACGCCUUUUUGGGAGGAACGGACGGGCAGCUGGCAGAAGAUUUGGCAUCCGAACCUUCACUUACGAGCGCCGCAGGCCUUUCAGCGCGGUUCGCCUGCAGAGGUUGAUCGAAGAGUGGCCCUUGCCACGGAAGAAGCAGGCUUUCGGAUUAGAGGAGCUGGAGGUGGAUGCAGAAGUCGAGGGCCUUCAGGCGCUGAAGCCCAUUCUGCGGUCCAAAGGGUUCUGCUGGGUGGACUCCGAGCCUUUUCGGGUCAACGAGUGGUCUCAUGCGGGCAGGUCUCUGUCGGUGCUUCCAAAGGACUGGUGGUGGGCUGUCUUGAAGCCGGACCAGUUGAACUUCCAAGUAUGUUACCCCGGUGCGAAGGCGCAGUUUGAGCGAGCGCGCCGGGAGAAGUGGCAGGAAGAGUGGGGGGACCGACGGCAAGAGCUUGUCUUUAUCGGUGGGCCGGACAUGCGCGAGCAGCGCAUUUCCAAGCACCGAUCCUAG